Molecule: messenger RNA, 1707 nt
Organism: Pestalotiopsis fici W106-1
Lineage: Eukaryota; Fungi; Ascomycota; Sordariomycetes; Amphisphaeriales; Sporocadaceae
Exons: 3
Coding region: 1-1707 (568 amino acids)
Biological process (GO): secondary metabolic process
Molecular function (GO): CoA-ligase activity
Source: RefSeq, a predicted model, not a curated record
AUGCCGAUCCUCAGUCGCUGGACCGCGGAUAUUCCAGGCGGUUCCUUGCAGCAAUGGACCUUUGGGUCGUCCUUUGAUCCAUUGCCAGAGACUCCUCAGUACAUUGACCCCGAGAGACCCGAUACGCAUUUUCUCACACGGUCGCAAUACCGACUAUGGUCCAAGAGACUCGCAAUUGGCCUUGUCGAGGCAGGACUGCGACCCGGCGACAGGGUCCUUCUCUUUUCGGGAAACAAGCUCUUUACCCCCGUGGUGUUCAUGGGCGUAUUGAUGGCCGGUGGUGUCUUUACCGGCGCCAACCCGAGUUUUGUCGCAAGGGAGCUGGCGUACCAGCUCAAGGACAGCGGCGCUGCUUUUCUGAUUGCCGCUGACACCAGCAUGGAAAUUGCCGUCGAGGCCGCCGCCGAAGCUGGUCUGCCAAAGUCCAAAGUUUACAGCUUCGAUGCUACAGCCCUCGACCCGACCCCAGGAAAGGCACCUUUGGGGGCCAAGCACUGGACUUCUUUGCUCGCUCCGAUAGAGAAAGCUGAGAAGUGGGAUUGGUAUGAACCCUCGGAUCCCAAGACUGCCACUUGCUGUCUCAACUACAGCUCUGGCACGACGGGUGUCCCCAAGGGUGUCGAAAUCAGCCACUACUCUUAUAUUGCCAAUGGUGCUGGUGUCAUGUACAUCCAGAAGCUCAAAUCUGACUAUGAAGACUGGGCUCGCCGAGCCCGCCAGCUCUGCUUCCUGCCCAUGUACCACGCCUUUGGUCAGACCUACUUCAUCACGAUUUUCCCGCGCAUGGGGACACCCGUCUACAUUAUGCCCUCGUUCGAUUUCGUCAAGAUGCUCGAGUAUGUGCAACGGUUCCGGAUCUCGGCGCUGACAUGCGUCCCGCCCAUUGUUGUCGCCUUGGCCAAGCACCCGUUGGCCCGCAAAUACGAUCUCAGCUCCAUCGAAGGUCUCGGCAGUGGUGCUGCACCACUCAGCAUGGAAGUCAGCGCCGAGGUAGAGAAGCUGUGGCCGUCUGGAGAUGUCCUGGUUCAUCAAGGCUGGGGCAUGACGGAGGUGACCUGCACCUGUAUCGGCUGGGACCCCAACACCUCGUUCCGAAGCAUCGCUGUCGGUGAAAUGAUGCCCAACUGCAAGGGCAAGAUCAUGGCUCUUGACGGCUCCGGCGAGAUUACCGCCCCCAACCAGUCUGGCGAGAUCUGGGUCUCGGGCCCCACGCUGAUGAAGGGUUACUGGAACAAACCUGAAGCCACGGCCGGCACGAUCCACGUCGAUGCCGACGGCACGCGGUGGCUCAAGACGGGCGAUAUCGCCUUUGUCGAGAAAUACGGCCCCGGUGGCCUCUGGCACGUUAUUGAUCGCCUCAAGGAGCUGAUCAAGGUCAAGGGCAACCAGGUGGCACCGGCCGAGCUGGAGGGCGUCCUGCUCGACCACAAGUCUGUCGUCGACGCUGCCGUCGUCGGUGUCACCAUUAAUGGUGAAGAGGUUCCCCGGGCCUACAUUGUGCCCAAUCCCGAAGCCAAGGUCUCGGAAAAGGAAAUUGCCGCCUGGAUGCAGAACAAGGUUGUCAGGUACAAGUGGCUCAAGGGCGGAGUCGUCUACGUGCCAGAAAUCCCCAAGAAUCCGUCUGGCAAGAUCUUGAGAAAGGAACUGAGAGACCGUGCUGCCAAGGAAGUGGGGGACAGAAAGCCAGCAACCUCGAAGCUUGCCUAA